Molecule: messenger RNA, 1461 nt
Organism: Styela clava
Lineage: Eukaryota; Metazoa; Chordata; Ascidiacea; Stolidobranchia; Styelidae
Source: RefSeq, a predicted model, not a curated record
GUAAUUGUUGAGUAUGCGCAACCCGCACUUCAGUGUUUAGAUUUCUGGGGAAUGGAGCAGGAAGGUAUAAUGGCGAAAAUCUGCUUUGUAGCAGUAAUUUUGCUUGUCGCGACAACAUCUGUUAUUGCUCAAGCAACAGAAAAUAAUGAACAAUGCACUGGUGAAAGCCAUGAAAUAACUUUUGAGGCAAACAACGAAGAAGAAUUGAGAAAAAAGCUUGAAGACAUCUUUACACCGAUUUUAACCAACAAUCCAAAUGCUGAUUUGUCAAUUUCUUUAGAUCUUGAUCAAAAUGGUGCGAAAUAUCCCUCAACAACAACCCAGCAAGAUACCACUACAGCAUGCAUUGGUGUUACUCACAACUCAACAUGUUAUGUUGUGAUCUAUAAUAACCGUACUAGCUAUUAUCUGAGUGGAGCUGAAUCGGCGUGCAAAGCUCAAGGAUGGGUGAUAGCUGAUAUUUUCGAUGCCUCACAUUACGAUAUUAUUGUCAAUUACAUACGUAAAAGGAUUUUGAUUUCCCAUUUCUUUCCUAGCAUAUUCCUGUGGACCGGGAUGACAUACAAAGAAAAUCAAGUAGUGCUCACUAUGGGUGAAAAUAUCACCCUACCUGAUCGAAUAUGGUUCCCGGAUUAUCCUUACAAAAACGACGCUUCACGUUCUCUCAUCAGAAUUUGGGUUGAUGUCGAUCCCAAAUCAAAAACCCAAGGUCUUCAAAACUGGCUGAUCGCCUACAGUUAUGGAGUUCUCUGCCGAGUACCCUAAGUUGAUCACGAAAUACACUUAAACUUCUCUUGACGCAAAUAAAAAGAUGAUAUAAACUAACUUCUCUAUUUACCUUUUGUUAUUGAUGUGAUAUCGAAAAUUUAAAAACCAAAUCAAUGAACAUACAUGUGAAAAGUCAUAUUUUGAAUCAAGCCGCAAAGAGUUGAAACCCUUUUUGGUUACCGAAUAGAUUACCAGGCCCCUGUCUUUUAAUUAAGAUCUUUUGAUCGACUUAUUUUCAUCUAAAUACUAAGUAGCUGUAGCCUAUAAAACUGCAAUUCUCACAAAUGACGGACUUAAAAAGAUAAGACUUGGUAAACUGGAAAAAAUAACCGGACUAAUUAUAGGAUAAGAUAUGAUUUACAAUUUUUAUCCCCGGGGAGAGGAAGGUAGAUUAGACUGCUUAAUCAUAUUCCGGUUAGCAGUCCAUGUCGAUUAUGGGAAUAGUUGGUCAAUUAUUUGUUCCAGAUGAAUGGGCUUGUUAGUGGAUGAAUCCGAAACCGACAAGCGUUUACGAUACAUCACACUCACUGUUAUAAAUACGUCGGCUAGUAUUGAUAGCAUUCAAAUUCUUUGUGGUCCUUGUGUAUACAUUGUAGAAUUAUGCUUAACCUCUCCAAUUAAUAUCUUAACACUCACAAGUAUUCUUUUGGCUUUAAAUGAACUGUUUACCUAUUGAAAAAAAUAUCUAUAUUU